Messenger RNA from Puma concolor (puma), 1177 nucleotides. RefSeq names its product C-type lectin domain containing 17A (gene CLEC17A). The record is from RefSeq and is a predicted model, not a curated record. NCBI's taxonomy places the organism in Eukaryota, Metazoa, Chordata, Mammalia, Carnivora, Felidae.
AUGGCUGCAGUAGCCGCAGGUUCCUGCAGCCGCCGGGGUCACCUCGCUCCUACCCGGAAGCACUGCCCCUUCGCCGGCCACGGCUUCCGGGUUGUGCAGGCCGCAGCCGGGAUCAGGGAGAUGAACGACUCCGGAGGACUUCCGUUUUCUCUGGCUCCACCUGGCGGUCAGGCGGAGACAGCACAGGCGCAGCGCGUCCUUUCUAGGGAUCAGGAUGGCCUUGGCCGUGUGGCCAUUACCAGCUCCCAGCGAGACCAUCCGGACUUCGCCGCCCUGAUCUUGCCCCAGAUCCGCUCACCUCAAGGGGCGCCCUUGGCUCUCGUGUUAGCCGUGGCUGUGCACAUGUAUACCAACUCUGGAUGCCAGGACCUGCCAGGGACCAGAGAGGAGGAGGAGGAUGGUGAUGAUUAUGAGAACAUGGCACCCCCCUACAAGGAUCUCCCUCCCAAGCCAGACUCGAUGGCCCCACCUAGGCCUCCGAGGGCAGGAAAGAAAACAGAGAACCCCCCACUGCCUUGCAAGUCCCCAAAGAUCAAAGGCCCGGACCUCACCCCUGUCAUCUGCACAUCUCCUCCACUGGGUGUCAAUCCCGAAUGCCCUCCGUUCCAGCCGUCCCUGGCUGGUAAGUCCACAUGCCCCCCAGCCACCCCGGGGUCCCAGCUCAGUCAGAAGUCCAGAUGUCCUGGGUGCUACCAGGAGGAGAGACUGGUGGUGUUCCUGUGCCUGCUGGUGGUGGUGUCACUGCUCCUGGGCUGCACUGGUCUGGCUGUGACCCUUAUCAAGUACCAGGAGGUGGUGGGAGAGCUGAGAAUGUUGACCUUUCAGCAGACGGCAUGGCAAGCAAGUGGGCAGUUCCCCAAGUCCCACUCACCUAAUAAGCCCCGAAGUUCUACCAGGGACUGCUUUUGGGACCCAGAGGAGCCCAACAACAUCAACGAUGAGGACUGUGCCAGCAUGAACAAAGGUGGCACCUGGAAUGACCUGUCUUGUGACAAAACGACCUACUGGAUUUGUGAGCGGAAAUGUUCCUGUUGAACCCCACGGCUGAGGGUGGGGGGGGGUCCCUACUCGAGUGCCCCUCGGCUCUUGGGGAUGAGAACCUCCCGCCCUUCCACGGAAGACUCUGCCAGUCUGUGAACCAACACGGAUGGACCUACGACGGAACCAGCAGCUUGGA